Molecule: messenger RNA, 2314 nt
Organism: Periconia digitata
Lineage: Eukaryota; Fungi; Ascomycota; Dothideomycetes; Pleosporales; Periconiaceae
Source: the annotation of a GenBank genome assembly
CUACAUCCGUUCGCGACAACCCGUCCAGCAGCUGCUGGCAAGCAGAGGACCGGACAUCCACUCAUCCACUGCGCUUGCAUCGGACAACCAACCCACCCCCAACAAGUACCACCUUUCCAUAACGCCAGCGCGUAUGGCGACCGCCGACAAUCAAUCAGUCGUUCAAUCAUGCCUGUUGCUCCGACACACCCGGGUGGCGCAGCACUUUCCAUCUUCGCUCCCCCAUCCAUCUAUGCCGGGAUGACUCCAAAUCUCAAAACACACGCGCGUCGCUUGUAUAUUUGUCAAGCCUAUCCCCUUCCUCUCUAUUUAUCCAUUGCAUCGCUGCUACAGAGCAGAGUAUCACAGUCCAGAACAUGCCGGAUGCAUUUGGAAUGGCCCGAACCGUCGUCCCAAGUUGCAGAUGGUGGCGCUGUAGAGAAGCAUAUCGAGUGCGAGAAUGGAGGGGGCUCGCGUGUCAUGUUGCAGGGGUGCUACUGGUGCUUUUUAUUGGCGAGCCUUAGCUUGAUGGGGACUAGAUGUCUGGUUCUUCCCGACACGACAGCGACAUCGACGGUCGUACUUGUACACAUGCGGUGAUGAUGAUGCGCACAUGAUUCGACGGCCAUGACGAAAUUCAAUAGGUUUGUUUGAUGUUUGGUGAUUCGUGUUUAUAGGUGGGUAGAGUAAGUAUAUAGGUAUAUGCUACUAUAUUCCCCUCUUCUAUAUGUUGCAUGCGUGUCCGAUGGAACUGACAGCACUUCAAGCCCCGGAUCGGAUACAGGCCGUCGAUGGAUGACUUCCAGUUAGCACCGCAAACAACUAUGGACUGUACCCUGAGUAGUGUUUUCUAGCAUCACGUCCAACCGUCCCAUGUCCUGACGUAGAAUUAAAAAUGAAAGAGUAGGAUGACAUUGCAUCAAAUAAACCCCGGCCACAGCAUCUUUCAAUAUCAAGUACCAUGUGGUGUGGCGUAUCCAACGACCACAAUAGUUUUCGAGCAUGUCCGAGUGCAUGUUGAUCGCCCGGUACCUGCAGCAUAUGUGCCAUCCCGUGAUGGGCUUGUGUGACUUGUAACGCCUGCAGAGCUUUCUGUACGACCAGAUGAGGCAUUGUCCAACGUCACGUCGGAUAGCACAAACAGUCAAUACCAUGUCACGACCAGCACUACAGACCGCCCCUAUACACGGCAUGUGACUAACAACCCGAUGGAUCGCUUGCGAUGAACACAGAGGUGUUCCCUCACUUUGGUCGUUCAGUACAGCAGCCACCGAACCCCAGUUGCUCCUACGAGAAUCGAAGGCACGCAAUUGACAGACCUCCAUAGUUGCAUCACCAAUUCCCACCACGUGGUCGGAGCAAACUGCGGUCAUUGGGACCGUUGUCUAGCGUUACGUGAAUGCACACAACAGCAAACAACCAGUCCCCUUUAUCUGGUUGGACAAAGCAGCAAACGCGUGCUUGCUCUCACUACGGAUUAUAUUGCCUCCGCCCGCCGGUCUUCCACAAACAGAAGCUUCUAUUUACCUUUUUCUAUCCGCUUCUACGGCCUAGCGUUUUUCCCCUCUUCACCUAUACAACAACAACAACAAAGCGCCUACACUCGCUCGAUUUGCCCCACUACCGCGACUCUACAUACCCUCUAAUCAACAACCCACAUACUCUCUCUUUCCAACCUCUCUUACCUGCAAUGGCUCCCCUCCGCACCAUUCUCGCCAUCGGCGUCUUCGUCCUAGCCGCAGUCAGCGCCGCCACGGACGACCGCACCGCAGAGUGUGGAACCAUCAAAUGCGUCCCCGGCCUCCAGAACUGCAGCAAAGACCCUACAGGCCAAGACAUCUGCGUCUACGCCGGCGGCUACGGUGAUCACCACUCGGGCAGCACCUCCGUCGCGUCCAACCCCAACAUCACCGCUUCUCCCACCGGCCCGUUCGCCAACUCGACUUCGGCCGUCGUCACCCUGUCGACUACCACCACAGCCUCCCAGGGCGGAAACUCUAGCGUCCAUGUCACGUCGACUGUUACUUCCACUUCCGUCAAGUCCUCCGCUUCAUCCUCGUCUUCGUCCGAGGGCGACAAGCCUGAAGCUACGCAGUCGGAGUCGGAGCCGCCUAAGCCUUCCGAGUCUGGUGGCGUUGCUGCUGCUGGGGUUAGCGUCGUGGGUGCGCUUGGUGCACUUGCGGUGUUUGGCCUUUUCUAAGAUUUCCCUUUUGUCCCUUCUUUGGUGCACGGCGCUAGGGGUUUCGAUAUCCCUCUCUUUCUCUCUAUCUGAUACGGACUGUGGUUAUUGGGUUUUCCCUUCUCUCUCGCCUCAUUUCGGGACUCGUUUUGAAAU